Messenger RNA from Pocillopora meandrina, 1020 nucleotides. NCBI's taxonomy places the organism in Eukaryota, Metazoa, Cnidaria, Anthozoa, Scleractinia, Pocilloporidae. The record is from the annotation of a GenBank genome assembly.
AUGGCUUUUUUCUAUUUAUCUGCCAGUUUUCUUGCUUUGGUUGUAUCGGCGAGUUUUGUGCAGUCUUCAAAAGGUAUCAUCUUUCUUCCGUUGCAGUGAUACUCGCGUUCAUUUCUUCUUAGUUUUCCUGAUGCCCACAUCGUGUUUUAAAGUAUAAGCCAAAACCGUUUCAAUUGGUCAUUUUCAUUUCUUUAUCAAACGCAGGACAUGCGCCAAACGUUGGGUUUGUCUUCGCCAAUUUUCUUGCUCACGAAGGCUAUUAUUUGAACAUUGCAACUGUUGGUACAGAACUGGUCCAACACUCCUCUGAGUGCGCGUUCAAGUGUCUCGCGAAGGAUCCAUGUUUGUCCUUCAACUUGGCAGAUUUGGAUGAUAACAUUGACAAUCUGCUAUGUGAACUGCUUCCAUCUGACCAUUACACUCAUUCAGACAAGUUCAUCACCAACCAUCUUCGGUAUCACUACAGUAUUGAGGUAAAAUUCUUCUUCUUUUUCUACUUUAUCUUAUUAUUUCAUCCUGAUAAUAACUAAAACCAGUUGAAAGCAUUUGAGCAAAUUUUAUUCAGUUGUUUAACAUAAACAUAUCUCUCGUUGCAAGCCAUUUUUAAGUCGUUUUUUUACUAUUCGUCCCUAGUCGGUUUUUAUCAAGGGAGUAACUAAUUGAUUUUCUCGGUCUUAGUCUCCUUGCUCGAUGUUGCCCUGUCAAAACGAUGGAACUUGUGUAUCUCUUUACCGGAAAAACAGCUACAAGUGUCGCUGUACGAAAGCGUACACAGGAAGCCACUGCGAAAAAGGUAAAGUUUUAGUUUCUAGAACAAUAUUUUCAAAAAUAUUUCGCGGGCGUGCUUGCCGUAUCGGAUUCCUACUGAGUCAUCACUCGUCGCCAUUUGACUUCACACUGGCUUACUUUUGCAAUCAUAAAUUUUCCAAUAAUUACUUAUUUUCCCUAUUCUUUAUACAUCAGUUGAUAAUGACUGCAGCUGUUCCUCGGGACCAGAAGGAAAACAGAGAUGCAAAAUAG